Ooceraea biroi (clonal raider ant) is the source of this 2474-nucleotide messenger RNA. Its product is annotated as cilia- and flagella-associated protein 61. The record is from RefSeq and is a predicted model, not a curated record. Lineage: Eukaryota; Metazoa; Arthropoda; Insecta; Hymenoptera; Formicidae.
AUGUUCGUGCACCUGCUGGUGUGGGACGAGCGUUACGCCGCUGAGUUCCUCGGGGAGUUGCUGGCUGCGAUCUUCGACAUCACCACCUACUGCGAGCACGUGAUUCUCGUGGUGCCUCCUCGGGUUACGCCAGAAUACGGCGAGUCGUGUGAGGAUCCUCAUCGAUUAAUCGUUGCUCGACGAGUCUACGCGAAUUGCGCGAAUCAUCAACAACAACAACGUUGCAGAGAGGAAGACAACGAUGACGCGAUACCGAUCAUUGGCGGCGAGAGUACGCGCCUCGGGGAGCUCUACGGGCCCUAUUACAUCAGCGAGAUGAUCCGUCAUCCGGACGGUUGCCGCCAGCUGAUCAUCGGCGAGGAUGCCGACGGCUCGGCAGCGGGCGUCGUAUGCCUCGACUCCGCGAUCGAUGUUGACCAGCUCAACGAGAAUUUCGAGUUGACGCCGCACCAUGGUCUGAGAAAAACCUGCGAGGACGACGAGACCUCGGCCGACGUCGCCGGGGUUACUAGCGAACUUGUUCACUCCGCAUUCGCGCGACAUGAUCAGGAUUUGAGCGACAGUACUCAAGCACACAAAGUAGCUGCAGAUGAGCCAAGUAUGGAAAAGAGGAGAUCAUCUAGUGAGGAAAAUGGGAAAGUUUCUUCCACACAUGAGCAGAUAGAAACAACGGCGCGAGCAAAAGUACUCUUUCAGUCGAGCGUACAAGUCGACAGUAUCGAUAACCUGCGGAAACGUGACAAUGUACCUCCGGAUACUCGUGCGAGAUCCACGGAUUUGAUUCGGCCCUUCGAGUCGAAAACGCUCUACAAGUUGCAUCUGGAUCGCUUUCUGAAUUCAAGCGCACCGUCAUCGAAUGAUUCUCAAAUCAUGUCGCUCAGCGAUCUGUCGUUGAUCUCAGAUUACUUUGACACGCAUUUCCAAUCGAGAUUGCGAGAAACUAUCUUCUCUGACGCAACGUUCCAGUUAUUCCAAGAGGGAGACGCUCCAUCCGUUAUUGAAGACAACGAAGUGACGCGCUCGCGGCUCAUCCACAACGUUUUACCGCAUCCGACGUAUCACGGCGAGAUAAACGCUUUCGUCCUGGAAAUCUUCGCGGCGCGCAAAGAUGAGAGACCUCAUUGGUCCCGCGAUUUCUUGGAGGCUGCCUUCGAUUGCUUCCCGCAUCUCGACUAUUGCGCGAUUCUUCUUCCUUCUUUUCAUCCGUACCGACAAUAUCUCCAACAUUUCGUGCGCGUACCGUUGAGAUGUAACAAAGAUUUCCCGAUGAUGCUGUACGUUGCUCACCGUGCGGCUUUCUGCGAGGAAAUAAAAUGUCGGCGCGGCCAAAUACGGGACCGAAAAGCUGUAGAGGAACUUUUACUCACCGUACCAACGAGGCAGCGGAUCUUGGCUGAUUUUGAUCUUGCGGUGGAUCUUUUACAGCCCGACCUAGAGUGUAUCGUUUUCAAAUGCCACAACACGAUACUCGGAUUUGCUAUAUUGUGCGCGGAGAAACAGGUCGACUUCAUUAGAAGUUAUUAUCAUGUGGAAGAUCAUGUGUCCAUGCAGAGUAUUCGUCAAGAUGAAUACGGGCGCCUAUUGCAUUUCGUUCUCAUGCCGAUUUUCUCCGCUUAUCAUCGCUUCUUCUUCCGCGAGAUCGCACGUUUGAGCGAGUUAACGGUAAUCUUUUAUCGGCUUCAUCACGAGGAUGAGAGCAUAUCGACGCGAGUGCAUUCGUUGGUGUCUUGUCUAAGCGAUAUGAUCCCAGUUAAUCCUCGUAGGCAAGCCAAUUAUAAAUUCCCGAUUACUCUAGAAAAUAUUGAUAACAGCGGAACUAAUACAGAGGGUAAAAAGGAUUAUGACGAUAGCGAUAAGGAUAGAUUUUCUUUGUUUGUGAUAUCGCCAAGACUGGCAAUGAUGCCUCGCACGAUUAUCGAUAUGAGGAUUGUUGUUGUCGGCGCAUCGGAUUGUGGAGUUGCUUUCGCAGAGUAUCUCGCUUUGCGAUCAACGCAGAAUUAUACGCAAUUUACGAACCUUACAUUAAUAUCGCCACACGGUCUGCCGUUCGAUAAUAAACGAAGCCGCGCAGAGGCACGCCUACUAACAUUCAGAGGAAGAUUCUGUUCGGAAUAUCGUCGCAGCGUCGCCGCGAGGACUUGGAUCAAUAUCGUCCACGGAACUAUGGUAGCGAUCAACAGAAGAGAGAAAUACGCGACGGUGUUGAGUCAAGGGAACCUCGCGUACGAUUUCUUGAUCUUGACUUGCGGCCUGCAGUAUCAGAAAUCGAUAUUACGGGACGAAAAGGGAGCGCAAAAACGAGGGUAUCGAUUGUUCAUACUGUGGUUGCUGAAUCGUUGCAUAAAACUGUAUAUUACGUUUGCUCUUCAAGGAUGACCGCCGAAAGCCAAAUACCGUGGAAUUGUCUGACCGUAAACGACGACACAGAAGCGUUUAUUUGUCUAAGAAGGAUACAAUGGCUAACGGGCGACCUC